AUGCUUGAUUUGGUGAUUCUGCUUCUGUUUUACGUACUGAUUUGGUAUGUUAUCCCUAAUGUCAUCCGCAGGUUAGACAAACGGUUUUUGUUUAUAUCGAGAGAGCAUAAGAAAUUUGUGUAUGAUCGCAGAUUGAAUCAUGCCCGGUAUUAUGUGAUGAACGGAAAUUGUGCAGUUGGAAGAUCAGUAUUGUUUGACUUGGCGCGUAGAGGUGCGCAGUUGCAUUUGCUUUAUUAUCCAGGAGAGGAGAAACUCUAUAAGCAAUUGGCAGGCAAGUUGAGGAAAAAAGCCAAGAAAUGUACCGUAAUACUCCAAAAUUGUGAUUUCCGGCUGUACGAUGGUAUUCAGAAGUUUGUAUGGGAGCAGGUAAAGAAUUUCGAAGGCGGUUUUUCUGGCUGCUUGUUCUUCGAAAGCGACCGUAGUUCUAUACCUUCAAAUUCAGUGGCUUUGAGCCAGCUCUUGACUGCAAUGUCAUGUCUUGUGUGCUCUAAAUUUGGCAGACCAAAGGCCCGUCUUGUUUAUGUUUCAGAAUUUGGUGGUAGUCCUUUCCACAGAGAUGAGAGAUAUGACAGCCAUUUCACUGCAUUGGAGAUAUGGCAAGAUGGUGAAUCUCACUACAGCUGCCCUUGUCCUGCGCCCGAAGCGGCUUUUGCAAAUACAGGGUGUAUUUGGAAUGGCUCAGAGUUCUCUUUCGCUUAUGUCCUUCAUUGGCUCGGUCACAAGAUGAACGUUGAUAUGCCAUGUCAUCAAGGAAAAAACUCUGUCUUGCAUGCAUUACUAUCUAAAGACGAAUCAAGAGGUGAUGGUGUUUAUUUCGUGAACGAUAGUGAGUGGCACAUAGCACCCCAUUUUGAGAGAGUGGACUCCAAUGGGAACAAGAUUGUUGACUACAAACUCAAGAAUACACCUACGCAUGAAGCUUUACGCGGAAAGUCAUAUGAGGAAUUUGACAAAUGUAUCAGGAAGAAAGAGUAUGAUACUCAAGUUGCCAGAGACAGGGAGUUAGGAUUGAAAUACUUUCCAAAGCCCAAGGAACACCAUGACGAGAUGUGUUCUGAUGUAGCUACGAUUCCCGCCGCAAAUGCUUCUGCACCAACUGGUAAUGAUGGUGGUGUCUUUCGGAAAGGUUACGCGCUGGGAGAAGAACAGACGAGCGACAGCGCAUCAAUUCAAUCACUGGCUGUAUUGAGUAAGCUUGAGGCCCUUUCCUCUUCAAUCACGAGGAUGGAGAAGACUCUUCUUGAAGUGAACUCCAAGCCGGGUAACGAAGCCAUCUCUUCGUCAAUUACGAGAUUAGAGAAGAGUCUGGAGAAAAAUUUCAUGAUGAUACUAAAUGCCAUCUCCUCCUCAAUGAUGAGAACGGAGAACGGGUUUAUAUCCUUACACGAAAUAGAGAAGAAUUUCAAAGGGCAAGUACAAAACGUUAAUCCUUCUCAGGGGUUGGCUGAUCAAUUUGAGAUGCCUGAAGAUGUUCCAACUUAA
Molecule: messenger RNA, 1482 nt
Organism: Australozyma saopauloensis
Lineage: Eukaryota; Fungi; Ascomycota; Pichiomycetes; Serinales; Metschnikowiaceae
Exons: 1
Coding region: 1-1482 (493 amino acids)
Source: RefSeq, a predicted model, not a curated record